AAAUUUAUUGUCUCAGGAAAGAGCUGCGCGUAGCUACUAAUAGUAUAUCUAGAACAUAAGCAAUUAACUAAAUCCUUUCAAUCGCAAAUUGUGACCAUUGUACUUCUGGCGUUUUGAAUGCAUCGUAAAACUCUGCUAAAUCAGACAUGCUCUUUUUAUUUUGCCCUUAAAUGGAAAAAUGGAUUUGAAUUUGGCAUAUAUAUUCAGCAAAAUCCCGGAUGACGUAGUACCGGUCAAGGUGAUUCCCCUUGAAAAAAAAGAAAUUUCUGUCCUAAUUAAAUUGAACAACUCCAUCUCUAGCCGACCUCAUGACAUUUUCCCUGAGAGCAAGUGCAUUCUCGCCAAUUUGCAGGCAAAAAUUGACAAAUGCAUCAAAACGUUGAAAAUAGCUCUUAUUACGUCAUCAGGAUGGAGAAAUGCUAGCGAUUAUAUUCUGUCUCCAUCAAACACAGCCGUUCAAUAUCUACUUGCGACAAAUCUCAAAAAAUCGGCCAGAGAAUUUUUGAAACUGAGUACUCGACCCUACACGGGUAUUGCUGACGACGAACUGGCAAGCUGCUGGCUCCAAACCCUGUCGCGCUCUAUGGCAGUCACCAACGGAUUUGAUGCACUAGAAUUAUUAAUACAUAGUUUUCGUAUAUGUCGCGGGCUGUCUUCUAGCAAGCCAGAUGCCAAUCUCUACAUUCGACAAUUCAUCAGUGUCGACCCCUCGUUAGUGCUAAGGGUGUUUGUGUUUGAUGGUAGAAUAACAGGAAUUACUCAGAAGUAUGCGUUGUACUCAAAGUGGCUUAUCAAACACAAAAAGCAGGUCGAAGUCAAUUUGAUUGAGUUUGUAGAACAUAAAAUUAUACUCCUGGUACAGACAAAGAGCUACAUAUUAGAUGUAGCCUGCUUUCCCUUGGCAGCUACCGAGCCAGAAAGUGACUCAGAGCGCUAUUUUUAUAGGUGUUAUAACAAAGAAUAUGGAGAUUCGCUCAACCCAGAUUCAAGGUUUGUCUUGCUACAAAUACUCCCGUUUAGAAUCAAUUUCAAACCAGGACUUUUCCAAUGGCAUUUGGAUUCUAAAAUACUAAAGGAGGGACCCAGAGAAAUGAGGAUCAAAGAAACACAAAAAAUCCCUCACACCAAUUCAAAGUUUGAUGUUCAUGUCGGACUUGUUGUCAUCUAUGAGAAUUGGCUACAAUAUAUUAACGCAGUUUUGGAUGAACUUAGACCUCUGAAAAAAUUGAAACGUCUGAUCAUCAGACAAGCUGUCAUCUGGUUAGAAGUAUUCAUACUUAUCUAUCUCAUACGAGCAAUCUAUAUAAUAUUUGACGAGCUGCUCAAAAAAGCGCAAUUAAAAAAAUAUAUUUUUUAUUAAAAAAAAAAGGCCGAUGAUAUCAUCGUCUUUGUUCAGUAGUGUUAGCACCGGUAUCUUUUUUUAUCAGAUAUAGCCAUGGGUAGACGUCCGGCCAGGUGCUAUCGCCUCAUCAAGAAUAAACCUUACCCAAAGUCGGAGUACUGCCGUGGUGUUCCCGACCCUAAAAUUCGCCUAUAUGAUAAUGGGAAAAAGCGUGCUAAUGUAGAUGCUUUUCCUCAUUCUGUUCACCUUAUCUCUUGCGUUCGUGAGAACGUCUCCUCGGAAGCCUUGGAGGCAGCUCGAAUCUGUGCUAACAAAUAUGCCAUCAAAAUGACCGGAAAAGAUGGUUUUCACCUUCGCGUCCGUGCUCAUCCCUUUCACGUUCUUCGUAUCAACAAAAUGCUUUCCUGUGCAGGCGCUGAUCGUCUCCAAACAGGUAUGCGCGGUGCAUUCGGAAAGCCCUAUGGAACGGUCUCUCGCGUUUCAAUCGGCCAGGUUUUGAUUUCUAUAAGAACUACCGAGGCAAACAUCCCACACAUGAUUGAAGCUUUACGCUAUUCCAUGUACAAAUUUCCAGGCAAACAGAAGAUUGUCGUUUCAUCCCGUUGGGGAUUCACCAAAUACACGCACCAGCAAUACCGAGAACUGAGAGCUCAAAACAAGCUUAUUCCUGAUGGAGUCAACUGCAAAGAGAUCAAACCCAAGGGCAGGAUCAAUCCCAAACUCUUCCAAAAUAAAAAUAUCUAAUGUCAGGACUUUCUAAAA
This is a messenger RNA of Schistocerca gregaria, 2104 nucleotides long. RefSeq lists its product as uncharacterized. Gene Ontology annotation, cellular component: ribosome; cytosolic large ribosomal subunit. The record is from RefSeq and is a predicted model, not a curated record. Gene Ontology annotation, molecular function: structural constituent of ribosome. NCBI's taxonomy places the organism in Eukaryota, Metazoa, Arthropoda, Insecta, Orthoptera, Acrididae. Bases 1436 to 2086 code for a protein of 216 amino acids. The transcript is spliced from 3 exons. Gene Ontology annotation, biological process: translation; ribosomal large subunit assembly.